Molecule: messenger RNA, 1959 nt
Organism: Emiliania huxleyi CCMP1516
Lineage: Eukaryota; Haptophyta; Isochrysidales; Noelaerhabdaceae
Exons: 9
Coding region: 1-1959 (652 amino acids)
Biological process (GO): protein phosphorylation; signal transduction
Cellular component (GO): cytoplasm
Molecular function (GO): ATP binding; protein kinase activity
Source: RefSeq, a predicted model, not a curated record
AUGGCGCUCACGCUCUCCCUCGCGGCGGUCUGGCCUGCGACCGACACGCCGCUGCGCCAUACCCGACCCCGUGCUCGUGUAUGGAGCCUCGUCAUACCCGACCCCGUGCUCGAGUCGCGCUUCACCGCGGCCGCCUUUCGCUCUGCGUACACACCGCUCGUCAUCUUCCUGGCAGCCUGGACGGCGAUUCAUUUAAUUCUCGCCGCCGUCUACCCGGCCGUCAGAGACACGGGCGUGCUGACGGCUUUGGCCGGAGCUGCGCUUGCCGUCGCACGAUGGAGGCACCUCGGGGCGAACCGCAUGGCGGACCAGCAGCGCGCGCGCAAGCUGUUUGGCGCCGCGCUGGUUGUGAUGCACGCCUCGGCCUGGGCCGCGCUACUGCUCAUCUUCCGUGUCCACCCGCCCGAGCCGGGCCACCCCGGCUUGGUGGUGGCUGGUGGGGUGCUGUGGUUCCUCGUCUCUUUCUACCUGCGCCACUCGGCCACCCCGCUGCGCUUCACCGACCCGGAAGAGGAGGCCGUCUACACGGCCAAGGCCUUCCGCUCCGCCUUCCCGCCCCUCGUUGUCUUCCUCGCCGUCUGGGCGGCCGUCCACCUGAUCCUCGCCGCCGUCUACCCCGUCGCGAUCUCCCCGCUGGCACCGGACGCUUUCCCGCACACGACGGCCCGGCAAGUCCUCUUCCUCGCCGCCUGCACGCAGCUGUCGGGCCUCAUUGCGCGCUGGCGGGCAGACCGCAUGCAAGACCAGCAGCGCGCCCGCGUCCUCUUCGGCCGCGCGGUGAACGCGCUGACGGCCGUCUCCUACGCAGUCACCCUGACGAUCCUCCGGCUCCACCCGCCCGAGUCGGCAGCCCCAAUCUACCUGUUUGGCCUCUGCCAGCUGCCCCCCUCCCUGCUCGUCGUCUACCUGCGCUACUCGGCCAUCCCGCACGCGCACCGGCUGGGCUGGCUCGCAGUCAACGCGCUCGGCUUCGCUGCGCUGCCGCCGCUCACCGACAUCGGCCGGCCCGGGGAGCCGCUGCUGAUGAGCGGCGCGCUGAUGCUCGGCGAGCCCUCGGCUAGGUUCCUCGCGCGGCUCCGCCACCCGUCGGUCUGCACUCUCUUCGGCGCGACGGUCCUCUCGGACGGCGGCGGCGCGCUCGUGCCCGCGCCGACCACGUCGCGGCGCGUCAAGCUCUCCAGUGAAGCUUCUCGGAAGCUUCGCCUAGGCGCGCUCGUGCUCGAGCUGAUGCAGACCUCGCUCAGCGAGCUGCUCAGGCGGGGCGAGCCCUUCCGGGCGGGGCUGGCGGCCAGGAUCGCGGCCGAGGUUGCGACGGGCAUCUCCUUCCUGCACGGCAACGGCGUCAUGCACCGCGACGUCAAGCCGAGCAACGUCGCCGACUUUGGGCUCGCGCGGCUCGUUGGCAGCUGCUCCGUCUCCUCGUCCGGCGAUGCGUCGCCAGUGUUGUGCGCGCCGAGCACCGAGCUCUUCAUGGCGCCCGAGGUCCGUGGCCAGUCCUCGGCGUCCGGCAAGUCCGUCGCGGGCUACGACGAGCGGUGCGACACCUUCUCGUACGGGAUGCUGCUGUGGUCCCUCAUGCACGAGGUGGCCGUCCCGCCCUCCUCCGCCUCCGCGUCGCGGCCGCCGCUGAGCCUCUCGCCCGACCGCGCGGUCUACGCCCGCCUGAUCGCGCGCUGUUGGCAGCACGACCCAGCGAUGCGGCCGAGCAUGCAAGAGGUGGCCGCCGAGACAAUCGGCCUUGCCUCGGCCGGUGGGUGGCCAGCGCCAGAAAGCAGUGCGGAUCGCACCAGCGAGGCUGCGGCGGCGGACAAUCUGCGGGGCGUUGCCUUCCGGCCAAUCUGGAGCUCCAUGUCCUCCGCGGCCCCAGAGUACCCAGCCCCCGAGGCGCAGGCGGCAAAGCGGCGCCGUGUUGCUGGAGAUCCCACCGUCAUUUUUGCCCGACACCGGCACUGUGAGUGA